This is a messenger RNA of Vigna radiata var. radiata (mung bean), 3117 nucleotides long. RefSeq names its product probable xyloglucan glycosyltransferase 5. Gene Ontology annotation, cellular component: Golgi apparatus. The transcript has 5 exons. Gene Ontology annotation, molecular function: glycosyltransferase activity. The coding region runs from base 512 to 2596 and encodes 694 amino acids. The record is from RefSeq and is a predicted model, not a curated record. Lineage: Eukaryota; Viridiplantae; Streptophyta; Magnoliopsida; Fabales; Fabaceae.
GUUCUUACUUGACCAAUGGAGAGAGUGAUGACUUGCCUCUGACCCAUGGUAGAGUUAGUCAAGUUUUUUGUUUGUUUGUAUGGUUUUAUAGUUGCAGUAACUCGUUGAUUAAACUAAUCAUACCCACAUGGAUUACGUUUGUCUUCAACAUUGGAAGUGUAGUAGAAGCCUUAGACCAACCCAUCUUGGUAAUUUCAAACUCCAAUAAAGAAACCAACCAAGCACACACUCUCUUGUGCUUCUCUACAACUUUUUUCCCCGCAUUCAGACCAAACAACUCAACUCAAAGGAUUCUAAACUCGUGGAUCUGACACAACAUAACUCAUACGAGUUUCUGGUUCUGUCCUUCCUUUGACUGUGUUUUCUGAAACUUGAAACACAAUGGAUUUUUCGGGUUACUCGGGUGUGGUGCUUUGUGGUAACACUUCAGUCUUGUGAGUUGUGAAAGCUUGUGUGAGUGUUACUGUUUGUGGAAAGUUGGUUGUUGUUGUUUGUGGUAUUGAGGGAGCAAAUGGGUCCAAGUGGAACCAUAGAUUUUUCAAAGUGGUGGGUUAAGGAUUCAAGUUCAAGGAAGGGGAACCCGGUUGUGGUGACCAUGGAGAACCCCAAUUACUCAGUGGUGGAAAUAGAUGCACCGGACUCAGCAUUUCAGCCGGUUGACAAGGAGAGAGGAAAGAAUGCAAAGCAGUUCACAUGGCUUCUUCUUCUGAAGGCGCAUAGAGUUGUCGGUGGCCUUGCUUGGCUUGGGAAUUCCCUUUGUUCAUUGCUCCAUUCUGUUAAGAAAAGAUUGUUCUUGGGGCACGUGGAGACUGAGAUGUCUGCAAAGGCGAAGUUUUUGUUUCGGGUGAUUCUCACUUUCCUGGUGAUGGCUUUGGCAUUCUUGUCCUUUGAGCUGGUUGCUCACUUCAAAGGGUGGCACUACUUUCACAACCAUAACUUGCACCUUCCAGAAGCUUCAGAGAUCACAGGAUGGUUUCACACUGCCUAUGUUAGGUGGUUGGAGUUUCGAGCAGACUAUGUUGCUCCCCCAAUUCAGUCUCUCUCAACCUUCUGCAUUGUUCUCUUCUUAAUUCAGUCUGUGGAUCGAAUACUUCUCUGCCUUGGUUGUUUCUGGAUCAAAUUCAAGAAGAUUAAGCCUGUCAUUGAUGGAGACCCCCUCAGUUCACAUGAUUUGGAAGGAUCCAACCAGGGAUAUCCUAUGGUGCUCGUUCAAAUUCCCAUGUGCAAUGAGAAAGAGGUGUAUGAAGUAUCGAUUUCAGCAGCGAGCCAACUUGAUUGGCCAAAAGAUCGGUUGCUUAUUCAAGUUCUGGAUGACUCUGAUGAUGAGAGCAUACAGUGGUUAAUCAAGGGAGAAGUCUCUAAGUGGAGCCAAAGAGGUGUGAAUAUAAUCUACCGUCAUAGGAAGUUCAGAACUGGUUACAAAGCCGGUAAUCUAAAGUCUGCAAUGAGCUGUGAUUACAUCAAGGAUUACGAGUUCGUUGCUAUUUUUGAUGCUGAUUUCCAACCAAAUCUAGAUUUCCUCAAGCAAACUGUUCCACAUUUUAAGGGUAAUCCUGAGCUGGCAUUGGUGCAGGCUCGCUGGGCUUUUGUAAACAAGGAUGAGAACCUAUUGACACGACUCCAAAAUGUUAAUCUGUGCUUUCACUUUGAGGUUGAACAACAGGUGAAUGGGGUCUUCCUUAAUUUCUUUGGUUUUAAUGGAACUGCUGGUGUUUGGAGAAUAAAAGCACUUGAAGAAUCUGGUGGCUGGCUUGAGCGAACAACUGUAGAAGACAUGGAUAUAGCAGUCCGAGCCCAUCUGAAUGGUUGGAAAUUUAUCUUUCUCAAUGAUGUUAAGGUGCUUUGUGAGCUUCCUGAAUCAUAUGAAGCUUAUAGGAAACAACAACAUAGAUGGCAUUCUGGUCCUAUGCAACUCUUUCGUUUGUGCCUUCCAGCAAUUAUAACCUCAAAGAUUGCGUUCUGGAAGAAAACCAACCUAAUUUUUCUGUUCUUUCUUCUUAGAAAGCUAAUCCUCCCAUUCUAUUCUUUCACAUUGUUCUGCAUCAUUCUUCCUUUGACAAUGUUUGUCCCAGAAGCCGAGCUUCCUAUCUGGGUUAUUUGUUACAUUCCUGUAUUCUUGUCCUUCUUGAACAUUCUUCCUGCCCCAAAAUCCUUUCCCUUCAUUGUUCCUUACCUCCUCUUUGAGAACACAAUGUCAGUAACCAAAUUCAAUGCCAUGGUGUCCGGUUUGUUCCAGUUGGGAAGUUCAUACGAAUGGAUUGUUACAAAAAAAGCCGGUCGGUCAUCAGAGGCUGAUCUAUUAGCAGCUGAAGAAAGAGAUUCAAAGGCCAUGAGUCUCCAACUUCACAGAGGAACUUCUGACAGUGGACUUUCUGAGCUUAACAAAAUAAAGGAAAGCCAAGAAACAGUUCCCAGACCCCCUGUGAAGAAAAUGAACAAGAUAUACAAGAAAGAACUUGCCCUUGCAUUCUUGCUGCUGACUGCUGCAUUUAGGAGCUUGUUAUCAGCACAAGGCAUGCACUUCUACUAUUUACUAUUUCAAGGUGUUUCAUUCCUCCUUGUAGGCCUGGAUUUAAUUGGAGAACAGAUGAACUAGAGGAUCAGAAAGGAUGUGUAAAAUACAAAAUUGAUUGUUACAAACUUGAAUAAUUACAGAAGCCAACCAAUCUGGAUUGCUACAAGACAAAUUGGUUUUCGCAGUUAUAUUCAUGGUGCCUGAAUAAGGCUCAGGUAACAUGCUGAAAGCCACCGUGGGUCAUAUCAUAAAUAAGUGUUAUUCUUCAAGGCAUUUAUAGAUUUUAUUUUUCAUUUUUUUCUUCUUGGUUUUACUUGUCUGUCUAUUGUUAUCUAUCACAAUACAUUCAUUUUUCUUUCCCUUUUAAGUUUUCUGUGACGUUGAGCUGAUUCAUUUUGUCAGGAUAACCCUGUUGCUUACAUCACUUUUGGUUCAUAUGUAUGUAUCUAUCUGUUGAAUGACACUGAUAUGUUACAACUCCCAACAAAUACCUGCUCCCUUCAAUGCCAAGGUUUAUAUGUGUCUGGAUCCAAAUUUCACUACAUGACAUUAGUGGUAGAAAACCAUGAUGAAUACAAAACCAUGGUGAAAUCACCACAAAA